Molecule: messenger RNA, 5487 nt
Organism: Lasiosphaeria miniovina
Lineage: Eukaryota; Fungi; Ascomycota; Sordariomycetes; Sordariales; Lasiosphaeriaceae
Exons: 16
Coding region: 1-5253 (1750 amino acids)
Biological process (GO): regulatory ncRNA-mediated heterochromatin formation
Cellular component (GO): nucleus; nuclear RNA-directed RNA polymerase complex
Molecular function (GO): helicase activity; zinc ion binding
Source: RefSeq, a predicted model, not a curated record
AUGCAAAGCGUGAGGCCUACACAGUCGCGUGACACACGGCUCUGGGUGAACGUUCGACCAUCGCCGGCUAACGUCAGUCGCUUCUUCAAGCUCGGCCUAGAGCUGAUGGACGGCGACGUUGGCGGUGCCCAGGAGGUCAUCAAGCUGUUUGCCAGCGAAGCUGGGCUGGCUUUUAUCAAGAAUGUCACUGAUCGAAACAUCGCUGCCGUCCUCGGAGACGCUCCCAGCGCCGGCUUCUGGGAGGCCCAGAUCAAGCCUCUCUUUCAGCUCAUCACCCAUCCGGCGGUCGUUGACUGUGCUGUCUUGGAGCAACAGGUUGCCAUGCUGUUCAAUUUCAUAGUUUUUGGCUACGUCGCGGCACUAGUCAAAGCCUGGCCAACAUCCGCACCGACACCGCCACGCAUCGCAGCCGUCGAGUUGACUCUGGCCGUCUUGACCAAAAUUCUCGACAGCAAUACCACCAACAUAAUCAAUGACAAGUUCUCUACCUUGGCUAACAGCCUCUCGACGUGUCUCGAAGAGGAGGUGUUUCCAGACGAAGAGUUUUCCCGCUUGCAGGCUUUGAAGUAUCUCGAGUACAUCCGGCUUCGACUCAGCCUUGGAGAAGACAUCGCCAAUGUUCGGGAUCGCCCCCAAGCCGCUGUUGCGCGGGAGCAGUUCCUCCUCAGGCGUGAUCUUCCCGGCCAGCUGUCUGCCGAUGGCACACGGCACGACAAUGACCACGCAGAAAUUCCCGAUAUCAAAAUCCUGCCCACCUACGAGGAGAUCAUGUCGCCCCGUGCCGAAUACUUGCCAACGAUUGAUCCCUCACAGUGGCACGUCAAGGGCAUCCGCGGACGCUUGGACAGAGAAUUUCGCCUAUUGCGAGAGGAUACUGUUGGCCAACUUCGCGACGCAAUCAGGGUGACACUUGAAUCCAUUCGGAACCCUCAGGCUGGGCCAGUUUACCGCUCAAAAAAUGUCGCACGAACUGACACGUAUGAGCACCCUAAGCCCGUGCGUGUCGAUAUCGAUAGGUUUGGCAACAUGGAGCUGGUGACUCGCUGUAGCCAGAUUGCAGCCGUCCGAGCCCUGACCCUAAACAAACGCAGAGAAUGGUGGAUGCAGAGCAAGAAGCUCCAAGCUGGAGCCUUGGUUUGCAUUCUCAACGCCGGCGGUUCUGUCAUAUUCUGCGUCGUCUCGGAGUCUACGAUGCGGACCGUGGAUGACAAGAAGCCGGAGUCUGACGGCGAGGUAGGGCAGAAGGCCGAAGAUUUUACGCUUUCAGAAAAUCAAGAUGUGCUGUAUGUCAGACUCCAGCUCAUUGACCCUACCAGCCACGACAUUACCCAGACACUCUGCUGGUACCGAAACGUGGGAUCUUCACCACGCCAUUACCUAGUGGAAUUCCCUGGUGUCCUCCUCGCUUCAAAACCCAGCAUGCCAUUCAGCGAGCUGCUGGCCCCAGGCGAAGGCCAAUCCACAAAGCCCAAGAUCAAUCCGCCCCAGUAUGCCCGGAGAGCAGGCUUCUCGUUUGACCUCGCCUGCUUGACUCAGCCAGGUAUAAAGCUUAGCGUCUCUCCCCAGAACCCACCAGACCCCGAAGAAAUUGCGUCUCGGACAACGCUCGAUCCUACACAGGAGUUUUCGCUCAUUCAGGAGAAAAUCAUCAAGGUCCUUUUGGGAAACAAGGACAAGGCCAAGCUUGGGCCGAUCCUGUGUCUCCUUGAGCACCUUCUAGACGACAGAAUCACAGAGGUAAUCAGAAUAGGCUCCAGGUCGAAGUCAGAGAGAUUGCAAGACCUUAACCUGAGGGCCGUCGCAAAACUGUUCGGUCGGACAAAGUCGGAAAAGGCUGGUCUAACACGGCGUCUCAUUAGACAAUUGUCAGGAUCCGAUUUCUGGAGAACGGUCAAGACCUUUCUGGCCGAAAUUUUCCCAACUUAUCAUCGGGAACUGUUCGGAAUGGAUGAGAGGAUCGUUGAGAAAUGGCUCAAUGCUGGAGCCACAACGCCAGCUCACCCACGAACGCCCGAAGCUCUAAAUCGACGUCGGUCGACCUACGACCAGUGGCUGAGAGCCAUCAGAGAUCCAAUCAUCACUCAGAUAAUCAGUUCGCACCGAGAAUAUGCCGAGAUGAUUGACGAGCGAGACCAAGCUAACAUUGUCGGCGUGACCACCACGGGUCUUGCGAGGAAUCUUGGGCUUCUUCGGAAGUUGCGCUGCAAGGUUUUGCUUUGUGAGGAGGCAGGCGAGGUCCUUGAGGCUCACAUCCUGACAGCGCUUCUUCCGUCAGUAGAGCAAGCCAUUCUGAUCGGAGACCACCUGCAACUUCGCCCACAAAUCCAGAAUUAUGAUCUGCAGAGCAGUAAUCCCCGUGGCGAGCAGUACUCCCUGGAUAUGUCUCUGUUUGAGCGACUUGUGGAGCCACCCCAUAUGUCCGAUUCACGACUUCCUUUCAGUGUCUUGGAAACGCAGAGACGAAUGCAUCCCUCGAUUGCUGAGCUGGUCUCAACAUACCCCGAGGUGGUAGGCAUGAGAAAGCGGCUAUUUUGCCACGACCCGUUGAGCACGUCCCACUCAAACGAGUUUGAAAUUGAAAUGACGACUGCUUUAGUCUCGCAUCUCGUCCGGCAGGGCGAGUAUUCGAAAGAGGACAUUGCGCGGCUUCGCCGUCGUAUGGAGUCAAUGUUUGAGAUAUGCCUGAACGACCGCGACCAGGAAGAGGUUGAAGCGGUUGAAGCGGUUGAAGGAGUAACUCAGCCGUCAGCUCAAGUGGCCAAGACAACUCUCCUCAAGAGCAUCCGGAUUGCAACCGUGGACAAUUUCCAGGGUGAAGAGGCCAAAGUCAUCAUCAUAUGCCUUGUUCGCAGCAACCCGCAAAACAACUGUGGCUUCCUCCGCACGUCAAAUCGCAUCAACGUUCUUUUGUCGCGCGCCCAGCACGGCAUGUAUAUCAUUGGAAACGCGAACACCUACAGUAGCAUUCCCAUGUGGGCCGAUGUUAUUCGUACACUUCAAGCAGAUGGGAACUUUGGCACAAGCCUCGAGCUCCAAUGCCCUCGCCAUUUGGACACUCCUCUUGCGGUUUCUGAGCCAGACCACUUUGUGCAGUUUGCCCCCGAGAGCGGCUGUAACCUGCCGUGUGAUAAGAGGCUCGACUGUGGCCACUCCUGCAAUGGGAGGUGCCAUUCGGAAAUUCUACACAACGCUGUCAAGUGCCUUGAGGAUUGCCCACGUUCCAAGAAGGGCUGCAACCAUCCCUGUCCGCUACGGUGUGGCGACGUGUGCCACCAGAAAUGCCAGAAGCUCUUGGGUAACAUUUGCCUCACACUUCCUUGCGGCCAUUACGUCUCAUCGGCCAAGUGCUGGGAGGUGCAGGAUCCUGCUUCGAUUCGAUGCAAAGUUGUUGUCACGCGCACAGUCCUAGGAUGUGGCCAUGCAGUCAAGGUGCAAUGCCACGAGAAUUGUGGUCACCUCCGUCCCUGUGGUCAUAAGUGCACGAGGCUGUGCAAUGAUUGUCGUCCUCGGAAAGACGGCGAGAUCACAGCUUCUAACCAUGGCGCUUGCUCAACAAAGUGCGGCCGGAACUACACUGCAUGCCGCCAUACCUGCGGCAAGGUGUGUCAUGAUGGAGACUGCGCUCCUUGUGCUGAGCCAUGUGAGGUGAAGUGUGGCCACUCAAAGUGCGCUAAGCGUUGCCAUGAACCAUGUUCACCAUGCGCGGAGCAGACUUGCCACUCGAGCUGCCCUCAUACCAAAUGCACGAUGCCAUGCGCGGCUCCGUGCAACUGGGUGCCGUGCUCUAAACGCUGCUCAAAGGUACUGAUCUGCGGCCAUCAGUGUCCUUCGGUUUGCGGAGAGUCCUGUCCAAGCAAGGAGUAUUGCCAGAAUUGUGCCUCUACGGAGAUCAAGUCCACUACUGUGGACUUUCUGGAGAUGCGGGAGUACCACGAGAUCGACCUGGACGAAGAACCAUGUAUCUUCCCCGACUGCGGCCAUUUCUUGACAAUUCAGUCAAUGGACGGCCAGAUGGACAUUGGCACGCAUUACGACCUGGACGAGAGUGGAAUCCCGAUCAAGAUUCGCGGAGUCUCGGAGCCUUUCUCGACCGACUCCGCACUGGUCCGGGUAUGCCCGAAUUGUCGGGGCUCGCUUCGCAAUAUUUCGAGAUAUGGCCGCAUUGUUCGUAGGGGGAUGCUGGACGAGGCAACAAAACGGUUCAUCGGCUGGUCGAAUACCAAGUAUCUCAGCCUGGCCGAUCGCCUGGUCACCGAGCAAGGGAAACUGCAGAAAACGGCAACCAGCAAGGACAGGAUAUCUGCUAGCGCGGCAAAACGGCAGACACCCAAGAAGCAGACUUUUACUCUGCCGCGGCUUGGAAAUCUCCACCAGUUCCAACUGAUCGCUGGAGACAAUGGACGAUAUGCAUCGAUGAUGAAGGUCUGGGCCGAAAUCAGCUCUUUUGCCAGCAUGGUGCAGGAAGCAGAGCAGCCUUUUCAGCGAGUUGCCGAUCUCGUUAAACAUGCCAACCGCCUGAACAGAACGAAUGAAGAGUUCCAAUUCGAUGAGUCGGUCAUCCAGGUCAAGGGUCACCUUCUAGCAAUGACGCUGCUGCUCAAGUGCGACGUGGCUGUUUUCUCCGAUUUCUUCCAUCUUCAAUCAGAAGGGAUGUUGCUGACAUCCCAGAGACCAGAGAUUGACUGGUCGAUUUACACGACUGAGAGCGCAAAACUCAUCGAGGCUGCGAGAGCCAACAUGUUUCCGCGUGAGGAAGUGCAAGGUCACAUCUUCGCCGCGCAAAUGUCCACGUUCGAACGCUGCACCCGCUCGCAGCCUACGGCGGUAUGGGACGAAGCCGAAGAAGAGAGUGACAUGGAAGCGGCGGUACGCCUGAAGGACGUUGCUACAGACCAUCUCAACCAGGCUCGCGCGUUGCUUCAGAAAUACCCAUCCACAGCCGUGCUGAGACAGGAGAUAGAGAGCGCCGAGAUCAUGCUCAACGACUGGGUAUUCUACAGCGAAGUCACGGAAGAUGAGAAACGUGCCAUAUACCAUGCCAUGAGCAGCGAGUUCCGCGGAACGGGACAUUGGUAUACCUGCGUCAAUGGGCACCCGUUUACAGUUGGCGAGUGCGGGAUGCCGAUGGAGCAGGCCCGCUGCUCGGAGUGUGGCGCGGCUGUUGGCGGCCAGAACCAUGCACCAGCAGAGGGAGUGCGACAUGCAAAUGAGAUUGAAGCGCUGGCGAGAGGUGUUGGGGGGCUGGGACUGUAAGCUGUCUCAGCCGGUCUAGAAGAACCGAUUUAUGACAAGUUGAGAUAUCUCAACGAGUACUUACUUGUGUUGUUUGUGUUAUGUUGUUCUUCACUAUAGUCGGAUACUAGAGUUGCAGGUAAUUGUGGGCGGAAGGAUUUCUAACAAAGGAAUAUCGCGACAAACAUGACUUGCACGAUAGUCUGUCUAGGUGGUGGACAUAACAGUGGGCUUGAUCUCUGGCGGUUAUUAGCC